Messenger RNA from Seriola dumerili (greater amberjack), 1282 nucleotides. RefSeq names its product mesenchyme homeobox 2 (gene meox2a). Gene Ontology annotation, biological process: positive regulation of transcription by RNA polymerase II. Gene Ontology annotation, molecular function: RNA polymerase II cis-regulatory region sequence-specific DNA binding; DNA-binding transcription factor activity, RNA polymerase II-specific. The record is from RefSeq and is a predicted model, not a curated record. Lineage: Eukaryota; Metazoa; Chordata; Actinopteri; Carangiformes; Carangidae. Gene Ontology annotation, cellular component: nucleus. The transcript is spliced from 3 exons. Bases 330 to 1274 code for a protein of 314 amino acids.
CUGCUCCCAGACUCGAGCUCCAGUCCCAGUUCCUCCUGACAUCUGAGAGGCUCUGCUGAAGCUUAUCCUGGGCUAACUGUUUAUCCUGUACAGCCUGGCAACUGGCCGCACGCUCCGGAUUACCACAGGACACCCAUUUCAAAACACACUUUGCUUUCUGCUGUGACUAUUUGAAUUGAAGGAAAAAGUUUUUGGGUUUGUCAAGGGGAAAAGAGAAGCAUCUUGGAUAUGUGCUUGUGAUCUUUUUUGUUUUUGGUUGAUUUAGUAACGUUACCCUUUUUCACUUGCCCUUCUCACCUUUCCUGGAGGGCCGUGUGUGUUUGCAUGCGAUGGAUCACACACUGUUCGGCUGUCUGCGGAGCCCCCACGCCCCGGCGCAGGCCCUGCAUCCCGCCUUCACCCAGUCUCCCCUGACUCUGCACGGACGCUCGGACCACGUCUCCUACCCCGACCUGGCCUCCUCAUCCUCCUCUUCCUCCACCUCCUCACCAGCACCGUGUAUCAUCUCCAGCUACCCGGCCGAUGACGGCCUGUUUCCCGGGCAGCACCACCACCACCCCCACCGCGGCCACCUGCCCUCCCAGCAGCAUCAUCACCCACCUCAGCACCACGCAUCUUGGCAUAUCCCACAGAUGCCUUCGCCUGGUGGUGCCGCACGCCACAACCUUUGCCACCCGCACUCCCACUCAUCCCACGACAGUGGGCCCACACCCCCAGACCUGGGUCAUCCUGGUGGGCCCAGUAUGUGUGCCAGCACCCCCAGUCUGGGCAGUGGCAGUACCCCUACAGGGGCCUCCUGUGUGCCUGCAGACUUUGGCAGACAGACUCUGUCACCUGCUGAGGCUGAGAAGAGGAACAGCAAGAGGAAAAGCGACAGUUCAGAGUCCCAGGACGGGAAUUACAAGUCAGACGUGAGCAGCAAGCCCAGGAAGGAGAGGACGGCGUUCACCAAGGAGCAGAUCCGAGAACUGGAGGCCGAGUUCGCCCACCACAACUACCUAACCAGACUAAGGCGCUACGAGAUCGCCGUCAAUCUCGACCUCACUGAAAGACAAGUGAAGGUGUGGUUCCAGAACCGGAGGAUGAAGUGGAAAAGGGUGAAGGGCGGCCAGCAGGGGGCAGCAGCUCGGGAGAAAGAACUGGUGAACGUGAAAAAGGGGACUUUGCUGCCGUCAGAGUUCUCUGGCAUCGCAGCGCUCCACCACUCGACGGACUCCUUAGCCAACGAGGACAGUCACGACAGCGACCAGAGCUCCGAGCACGCUCACUUAUGAUGCACACA